Molecule: messenger RNA, 3355 nt
Organism: Ricinus communis (castor bean)
Lineage: Eukaryota; Viridiplantae; Streptophyta; Magnoliopsida; Malpighiales; Euphorbiaceae
Product: ATP-dependent DNA helicase At3g02060, chloroplastic
Exons: 14
Coding region: 194-2671 (825 amino acids)
Biological process (GO): DNA repair
Molecular function (GO): nucleic acid binding; ATP binding
Source: RefSeq, a predicted model, not a curated record
UCCGCGAAAUAUCAAACUUUCCUCUCUCUCUCUCUAAAACCCUUCUAAAACCUUCAGUUAUUACAGAUUAUCCAUUUCUCCACCACCACCACCGCCACGGCCACGGCCACGGCCACCGUAGCAAAAUGUCUUGAAUUCAGCUGAAAACUCAGUCCUCCAUCAUAUUAUCUCCUCUUUGUCUUGUUGAAAAUUAAUGGCAUCUCUCGACAUUUCUACCCCUCUUAUCUUCAAACUCAACUCCACCACUCCUGACCUCUCUAAUCUCUUCAACAUCAAACGACGCUCUUUUCUUUACAAGCACAAAUACAUUCACAAUCACAGUCUCUCAAUCUUCGCGCGAGCCACUUCAGUUUCUACUCCUAUUACCACCACCACCACCCGAUUCAGGCCUCGAAAAGACAAUGUCGACACUGAACAAGACUCCAUUUCAGUCCUCAACGAGAGGAUUUUUCGCGAUUACAGCAAAAGAGAAGCCUCCUCUACGCCUAUACUUGACUCAAAAGAGGCUGAUAAGUAUAUAAAAAUGGUCAAAGAGCAGCAGCAGAGAGGAUUGCAGAAGUUGAAAGGAGAGAAACAAGGGAAAGGAAAGGGUGGUUUUAGUUAUAGGGUUGACCCGUAUUUGCUUAAUUCUGGGGACUAUGUUGUGCAUAAGAAAGUUGGAGUUGGGAGGUUUGUUGGGAUUAAGUUUGAUGUUUCUAAGAGUUCUACUGAGCCAAUUGAGUAUGUUUUUAUUGAGUAUGCUGAUGGUAUGGCUAAACUUCCUGUUAAGCAGGCUUCAAAAAUGCUUUAUCGAUAUAGUUUGCCAAAUGAAAAGAAAAGGCCUCGGACAUUGAACAAAUUGAAUGAUACUAGUACAUGGGAGAAAAGAAAGACGAAAGGAAAGAUUGCAAUUCAGAAAAUGGUUGUCGACUUAAUGGAGUUGUAUUUACAUAGGCUAAAACAAAGAAGACCUCCCUACCCAAAAAGUCCUGUCAUGGCUGAAUUUACUGCUCAAUUUCCUUAUGAGCCCACACCAGACCAAUUUCAGGCUUUCAAUGAUGUUGAGAAGGAUUUGACUGAGAGAGAAACUCCAAUGGAUCGAUUAAUCUGUGGGGAUGUUGGAUUUGGUAAAACAGAAGUUGCUUUACGUGCCAUCUUUUGUGUGGUCUCAGCAGGAAAGCAAGCUAUGGUUUUAGCACCAACAAUUGUUUUAGCCAAACAACAUUUUGAAGUUAUCUCAGAGAGGUUUUCCAAGUAUUCCAAUAUCAAGGUUGGACUUCUGAGUCGGUUUCAGACCCAAUCAGUAAAAGAGAUGUACUACGAGAUGAUUAAGCAGGGCGAUUUGAACAUUGUUGUGGGGACACACUCACUUCUUGGAAGUCGUGUUGUUUAUAAUAAUCUUGGCCUUCUUGUCGUUGAUGAAGAACAGAGGUUUGGUGUUAAACAAAAGGAGAAGAUUGCUUCUUUCAAGACUUCAGUUGAUGUCCUUACUCUUUCUGCAACACCUAUACCUCGGACACUUUAUUUAGCAUUGACCGGAUUUCGUGAUGCGAGUUUAAUUUCAACUGCACCUCCAGAAAGAGUUCCUGUAAAGACCUUUCUUUCUGCAUACAGCAAAGAAAAAGUAAUAUCAGCAAUUAAAUAUGAGCUCGACCGUGAUGGCCAAGUAUUUUAUGUCUUGCCUCUCAUAAAAGGGCUUGAAGAAGUUAUGGAUUUUCUUGAACAGUCAUUUCCAAAGGUUGAAAAAGCUAUUGCGCAUGGAAAGCAAUAUUCAAAGCAGCUUGAGGAGACCAUGGAGAAAUUUGUACAAGGUGAAAUUAAGAUUCUCAUAUGCACAAACAUAGUGGAAAGUGGACUUGACAUCCAAAAUGCAAACACCAUUAUAAUUCAGGAUAUUCAACACUUUGGCCUAGCACAGUUGUAUCAGUUACGCGGAAGAGUAGGCCGGGCAGAUAAGGAAGCUUAUGCACACUUAUUUUACCCUGAUAAGUCACUGCUGUCUGAUCAAGCAUUGGAGAGGCUCAAAGCUCUUGAGGAGUGCAAAGAACUUGGCCAAGGUUUCCAACUUGCAGAGAGAGACAUGGGUAUAAGAGGCUUUGGAACCAUCUUUGGCGAGCAACAGACUGGGGAUGUUGGGAAUGUAGGCAUUGAUCUCUUCUUUGAAAUGCUUUUUGAGAGUUUAUCUAAGGUUGAAGAACAUCGUGUAGUCGCUGUUUCUUAUCAGUCUGUACAGAUUGAUUUAAAUGUGAACCCUCAUCUUCCUUCUGAUUACAUAAAUUACCUAGAGAACCCUAUGGAAAUUAUUAGUCAAGCUGAGAAGGCUGCGGAGAAAGAUAUUUGGAGCUUGAUGCAAUUUACAGAGAGUCUGCGCCGCCAAUAUGGAAAGGAGCCAUACUCCAUGGAAAUUCUGUUGAAGAAGCUUUAUGUAAGGAGAAUGGCAGCAGAUCUUGGGAUAAGAAGAAUUUAUGCUUCAGGAAAGAUGGUUGGCAUGAAAACAAAUUUAAGUAAAAAGGUUUUUAAGCUGAUGAUAGAUUCAAUGACAUCAGAUGUUCAUCGAAACUCUCUGGAAUUUGAUGGAGACCAAAUAAAGGCCGAACUUCUUCUAGAGCUACCAAGAGAACAACUACUAAACUGGAUCUUUCAGUGCUUGGCGGAACUUCAUGCUAGCCUCCCUGCCCUAAUAAAAUAUUAGUUUACUGUACAGAAUCAGCUGUUUGUUUCUGAUAUUCCAUUUCUAAGCUAAUCAAAGACUGCACAGAGUGAUCAUAAAGAAGGAAACUAUGCAUCUCCAAUUGCAAUGCUUUGCAUUCAUUCACCUUCCUGGUCUCAAGUGCCCUUUUAAAGUCCAUGCAAUGUCAUCGACGAUCAAAACCAAGCUCCAAACAAACACGUAUCGGUGGUAGCUGAUUAGGACUAUGCAGGUGUAAUAUUUGAAGCUUUGCAGGUUACAUAAGACUGCAAUGGUGCAAAGGUGGCGGCUGUUUAAGUCGUAUUUCUACUUCGGAGAGGAAGUAUCCUCUCGUAGAAGACUGCAUAGAUGAAUGACAAGUCAUGCACAUUUUCACAGUAUAACCAAGAUCAAAUCUAAUAAUAUUUUUCUUUUUGUACCAUCAUUAUCGAUAACAAGCUUAGCGACGAUGAUUUGCAGAAUCCAGCUGGAAUAUACUUGCUUUACAUGUAUGUAGAUUACAGAAAUGCCAAAAAAUUAAAUAGUGAAAAAGAAUGUACUGUAUGCUGCAAAUAGUUGAUGCUGAUUACUGAUUAGAAUGUCUUUAUUUUCCUUCACAAAUGGAAAUGUUGAGGAGGAAAGAACUACUGACUGUAAUCAUUACCACUUUAGCAUCUGUUUGAUAUGUAUGUCAUUUUUUUUUUCUUC